AUGCAAUACGUAUCAACUAUUCUUAAUAAAUAUGUUGGUAACAGAGUUGUCUUUAGUAACUCAUUCGUCCAAGGUAUUUGCGAGAAGUAUCCAAAGAUUGCUUUCUUAAAUGAUGCUUAUACUAAUAAAAACUUAAAUGAAUUAUGA
This is a messenger RNA of Heterostelium album PN500, 147 nucleotides long. RefSeq lists its product as uncharacterized. The record is from RefSeq and is a predicted model, not a curated record. The transcript has 2 exons. NCBI's taxonomy places the organism in Eukaryota, Evosea, Eumycetozoa, Acytosteliales, Acytosteliaceae. The coding region runs from base 1 to 147 and encodes 48 amino acids.